Molecule: messenger RNA, 3112 nt
Organism: Heteronotia binoei (common prickly gecko)
Lineage: Eukaryota; Metazoa; Chordata; Lepidosauria; Squamata; Gekkonidae
Gene: GPT
Product: glutamic--pyruvic transaminase
Exons: 12
Coding region: 85-1551 (488 amino acids)
Biological process (GO): biosynthetic process
Molecular function (GO): L-alanine:2-oxoglutarate transaminase activity; pyridoxal phosphate binding
Source: RefSeq, a predicted model, not a curated record
GCAGGAACAAGAGGGGACCCCUGCUCCACGGUGCCCCCUGCAGUCUGGCACUGGGCUCAGCAGCAGCAGGCAAGCCGGACCAGGAUGGCGGAGAACGGGCUGGGAUGGCGGGGCAAAGUGCUGAACCUGGAGUCCAUGAACCCCUGCAUCAAGAAGGUGGAGUACGCCGUGCGGGGCCCCAUCGUCACCCGAGCCGUCCAGCUGGAGAAGGAGCUCAAAGAGGGAGUGAAGAAACCUUUCACCGAGGUGAUCCGAGCCAAUAUCGGUGAUGCCCACGCCAUGGGGCAAAAGCCAAUCACUUUCCUGCGCCAGAUCUCCGCCCUCUGCAUGUGCCCAGAGCUUCAGAACAACCCCAACUUUCCAAAGGAUGCCAAGGAGAAAGCCAGCAAGCUGCUGGCAGCAUGUGGGGGGCAGAGCAUCGGUGCCUACAGUGCUAGCCCAGGGAUCGACUGCAUCCGCCAAGACGUAGCCAGCUUCAUUGAGAGAAGAGAUGGGGGCAUUUCAUCCAACCCAGAGAACAUCUUCCUUUCCACAGGCGCCAGUGAUGCCAUCGUGACCAUCCUGAAGCUGCUGGUGUCGGGGGCGGGGCGUUCCCGCACAGGGGUGCUCAUCCCCAUCCCCCAGUACCCCCUCUACUCAGCAGCCCUGGCGGAGCUGAACGCUGUGCAAGUCAACUACUACCUGGACGAGGACAACUGCUGGGCCCUGAACGUGGAGGAGCUGCGGAGAGCAGUGCGGGAAGCUCGGAAGCACUGCCACCCCCGGGCCCUGUGCAUCAUCAACCCGGGCAACCCCACCGGGCAGGUUCAGAGCCGCAAAUGCAUCGAAGACGUCAUCCACUUUGCUUGGGAGGAGCAGCUCUUUCUCCUGGCUGAUGAGGUUUAUCAAGACAACAUUUAUGCCAAGGGCUCCGAAUUCCACUCCUUCAAGAAGGUGCUCUUUGAGAUGGGGCCCAAGUACUCGGGAACGCUGGAGCUGGCCUCCUUCCACUCCAUCUCCAAGGGCUUCAUGGGCGAGUGUGGUUUCCGGGGAGGCUACAUGGAAGUGAUUAACAUGGACCCCGGGGUCCAGCAGCAGCUCUCGAAGCUGGUCUCGGUGCGUCUGUGUCCCCCCAUUACCGGGCAGAUCGUCCUGGAUGCCGUGGUGAACCGGCCCCAGCCUGGAGACCCCUCCUACGAACUCUUCGACCAGGAGAAGCAGGCUGUGCUGGCGGCCCUCGCCGAGAAGGCACGGCUCACGGAGGAGGCCUUGAAUCGAGCCCCUGGCUUCCGCUGCAAUCCGGUCCAGGGGGCCAUGUACGCCUUCCCCCAGAUCCAGUUGCCCCCUCGAGCUGUGGAAGCGGCCAAGGCCCAAGGGAAGGCCCCGGACAUGUUUUUCUGCCUCCAGCUGCUGGAAGAGACGGGGAUCUGCGUGGUGCCAGGGAGCGGCUUUGGGCAGAGGGAGGGCACCUUUCACUUCAGAAUGACCAUCUUGCCCCCCGUGGAGAAGCUCCAGAUCCUGCUGCAGAAGCUGACCCAGUUUUACGCCAAGUUCGUCCAGGAAUAUUCCUAACCUGCAGGGCCCCAGCACCGGGGGUGGGUGGGAAGGGGCACCGGAGGGAGGCUGGGGCAAGGGUAGGGAAGACCCCAACCUCCACAGUCACCUUCCAGCGGCCCCCUGGUCCUGUCACGGCCACGCUCUGCAAGGCCCGCUCCUGUCCGAGCAAUAAAAGAUGGCGGCACGCGGAAUGGCCAGUGCCACUUGGCUGGACUCUUUACCCACAAGGCAUUGCCUGGACGUUGGGGCAGCUCCCAUUGGCUCAGCCCUUCGGAGGAGACUCAGACGGUGGGGGGGACCUCAGCCUGCCCUCAGAGCCUCUGUCUAGUAGGUUGUUCCCGCAGGCUGUCUUUGGGGCCGCUUACCCCAAAUCCAGGUGAACAAAGGAAUGGAUUCUGCUGCCUUAAGCCCCUGCCUCCCUGGGCUGCCUGGCUGAGAAAGAUCUUUCCCAGUACCGGCCCCUGAGAUCCUUUUAACUAGAGGUGCUGCUGGGGAUUGAACCCGGGGCCUUCUGUAUGCAAGGCAGGGGCUCUACCACCCAGCCACAGCAGCCUCCACUUCCUAUGGCCUAACUUGGGCUGUUGGGCUAAUGCCAAGCGACGGUGCCCGCGAAGGAGGAAACAAAUCACAAGAGGAAGCCGUGCAAUGAAACGCUGUACAGAAGCAAAGAGCUCACGGCACGAUACUGCAAACGGUAUAGCUUGAAUUGAGAAAUGUACAAUAAAACAUGUAUGAAAAAGCUCUCGUCGCACCAUCAUUCUAUACUGUACACGGACAGCCAGUUUCAAGGCUGACUUGAUUUCAGUGCUGACACCCCUUCGUGCAAAAUGCAGUAGACCUAAAUCCAAGUCCACGGGGGAGCUGUUAAAAAUAAUAAAGGGUCCCGCGCCGUCUUCUGUCACUCACGCGGAUUCAAAAAGAACUUGGUCCAGAAGUCCCCACAGAAAAGAAGCACGCUACGGCAGACCGGGAAUCAGCCGUUUCUCCAGGCUUCGUCAGGUAUUUGCCUGCAAUCGGGAGCGGUGAUGCAAUCACAGAGUCCCUUCGAGUCGUGCAGAAAACGCUGGCGUUCCCGGACGAGAUCGCAAGAACUUUUUCAUAAGUGUUUUAUUGUACAUUUUCUAGUACAAUUUAUACCAUUUGCAGUAUUGAGCUUUUUGCUUCUCUAUAGUGACCCACGAAGGAGGGCCAGCAAACUCAGCCUGGUGCUGUCCUUUCUCCUGGGCAGUGAGCCUUCCGUCCCCAGCGGGGAUUCUGCACCAGGAUUCGGCGGGGGGGGGGGAGGAGGGGGGUGUUCUUCCUUGGCUGCCUCAAGGAUUCCAGCGUUCCCACAGAGAAGCUGUCUGCACAGGGCACGGGGGCAGAGUCCGGGCUGAAUAAUGCAUGCCUAGCAACGGGGUUUGGUUCUGCUCCGUCUAGGCUGGGGUGGAGGAGUCCAGCAGAAGCCAGGGAGGUGGCAUUCUCAUGCUUGCCGCCGAAGCGUUUCUUGACAUGGAUGUUUUGCCCUGGUGUUGUGCGUCCUCCCCAGUGUGCCUGAGCGUGGACAUGAGGGGUCAAUAAAAGCCACUGGAAUGAA